AUGGCUUCUGACCCGCCAAAGCCCCAACCACAACAACUGUUCGUCAGAGCCGAUGAAGUGGACUCAGGGACGUCUAUACUCUCCCCGAGCAAUGAAGUCCCGCUGAGUGCACUGAGCCCUUCUGACGCUGGUCCUCCUGGUCCUCGACCUAAAGCGCCACCGCGGCCACUGCUACGGCGAGAAGGUUCAGCGCCGCCCCCUCCUCCACCGUCUCAGCCACCACCAGCUCCUCCCCCUCAUACUAGUACUGAUCCUACAGACUCUUUGAGCCUACCGCAGUUACGACAGUUAGUGGGACAGUUUCCGAAGACGGAACAGAGAGCAUAUGCCUUCCAGUAUCGAGACACCGACUCCUUUGAGUCCGAGAUCGACGAGUGGUUCCACUACACCGAACUAGAGCAAGAUCGUGAGUACCUUCUAGCAUCUCUGGAAGCGUUCGAGCAAAAAUGGAAGCACUUUUGCCAAUCUGAACAGCUUCCUGAAGAAGUGACCUGGAUCGAUGUGAACGAUGACCAGCGGGUCCAAUUCAUCUCGGAUCUGGUCCAGGAUCUGCAGCAUGGGGAUUAUUUGGCGCGUGUGGAAGCCCUGUCUUGUCUCUAUUUUGUCCUGACUGGCGCGUGGACUACCACCUCUGGCCUGGUGGACGAAGAGGCCGCGAGAGAAGACGGUGGUCAUCCGCAGACCGAAAAUGAUCGGGUCAAUGCUUCGCAGAUCCAGUGGAUGCACAAAGGAGCCGAUAUCGUCCAGAAAAGCUCUAUCAUACCACAUUUGUACUCCUGUUGGAUCAAGGCGGCCAGUGUCACCGAUUCAGCCCCUAAUCCGCCGAAUACAGAUGGAGACGAAAUAUACGACGGCGUCCUUGGCGAAAACGAAUACAGAGAACUCAGCUUAUGUCUGUCAUGCUUUUAUCUCUUGGUUGAAUCGGCCAGAGUACGGAUUGAGACGGAGUCUGGCCUGAGCAUACGCCAGACAAUUUCUUCCUUGCAGCCAAACUUUCUCGCAUUCCUCGUCAGCAUGAUUUCGCGCCUACGAUGGGACGACUCGUACAACAUACCCCUUAUGCAUGCACUGUUGCUCUUUUGGAAGAGUCUGCUUCUGGUGUUUGGCGACGUCACGAAGGACUUGGAACAAAUCAGAGAAAUAUUGCAGCCACGGGUUGAGCCAUUUUCAGCCGAAGCAGCCCAUCCGGUGCUCACCGCAUCUCCUCUCGAUUAUCAUAUGUUUCGACAGGAGAUCACGUCAAAGUACCCUGCGUAUAAUCCGCCCUUGCCUCUGAUACCCCUAGAGAUUGAUCAGAAAACGAUCCUGCCACCGCCGCCACAGGUCUCAAAAACAGAAGCUAUUCCUGGUGUUCCGGGGCAAGGCUUCGGCGCUGCAGGCACUCAUCGAUCUAUAUUCCAUCAACCUGUUCAUAUUGCCACGCCGGCCCCGUCACCUCCUCCCUCGCCUAUAGGGCCUGGGGGAAAAGCAGGCAAAAAGCAGAAUUAUCAAACCAACCAGAACUUUCCAUUUCUUUAUCCUCCCUCAGAUGGGUCAUGUGAUAUCACCGGUGGUAGAGGGUCCACAGAAUUGCAAGAUAUGCUGGCAGACAAAAAGUGGGAGAGCAACGAUGUACCUCGAUCCAUUGUCGAGGCAGGAGAAUUGUUCGCCAGUCGGAUGAGGAUGACGCGGGCCAUGCGUCAGCUCUGGCAGGAACGGGACUUGUUCAUGAAAUACGAGAGAGGUUGGACGGGCGACCUGUCACAUGUUCAGAACGCCGACAGUAAUGGGCUUCACUCAAAAGAAGAAGAAGAUAUUGACAGCUUGUCCGAUCCAGUGCUUCGAUCACGGAUGGAUGCUGUUGAAGACUUCUUUCGUGAAGCCCUACCAGACUUACAAUCGCUGGUUAUCGUCAUGAUGAAGGUCAUGCUCACAAAUGUCCAGGAUAUUGCACUGCGUAACGGGGGCUUUCAGGACCCAGCACAAGCAAGUGGGCUUAACCGCAGCAAAAUGAACGCCAACAUGACAACCAAUCAAUCACUACCUAUGCCACCUCCGCCUCCCCGGCCAGCAGAUAUGACAUUGGAAGACCUGGAUAACGUCCGAUCGCGGGAGAUCAGCCAAAAGGCAGUGUCUGGAGCAAUCUUUUUGAUGUUGAAGUGGUUCAAAAUGUCCCAUGUCUUGAAAUUCGAGUACCUUACUCAGUUGCUUCUGGAUUCAAACUACGUCCAGCUCACCCUGAAGUACUUUGCUCAUCAGAAUUUGGAGGAUCUAGUGGCCUUCAAGUACGACCGCGAUGAUCUGAGCUUCUGGCAUUAUUGUCAGGUCCAUUCGGAUCAUCCUCCACUUUCUCCCACAGGCCCAGACGAAAAGUCAGAAACGUCGAGUGUUGACGAAGCGAUGCCACCACCCAUCUCGCGCCAUCGGAGGUCUCCCACCGCCAAGUCUGAGUUGCAAGGAGCCGUUCCAGAACAAAAUGCAGCAGCACAAGAACAGGGAGCCGAAGCCCAGCGACCUUCAGUGGAUGAGCUCGGCAACCCCCUUGGACCUGUUCCCACAACCCCCAUCACGGAAUAUUCGUUUCGCCAAUUCCAAACGGCUAUUCAUCUCCUUCGAAUCCUACAGAAGGUCACUCGGGGCAAAUCGCAUCGCAUCUUGUUUCUCGUACAGUUCAAGUCGUCCCAAAUCCUUCGCCGCAUCUUACGUGUUCCGGACCCAACACUGAGGCUAUAUGUGCUGAAGCUGUUCAAGUCACAAGUGCCUUACUGCGGGAGGAAAUGGCGUCAAAGCAACAUGCGAGUCAUCACGGCCAUCUAUCUCCACUGCCGACCAGACUUGAGGGAUGAAUGGCUGGCAGGGAUGCACGAUGCCAAUGUCGAGGGGGAAGUCGACGAAGCCGUGCCUCUGGAAUGGGCACUGCGUGGGUUGACCUUUUGGUGGCAGAAACGCACUUAUCCGGGCAUGAUGAGGCGGAGAAAGAGAGGUGGAAAAGCCAAAACCAAGAAGAGUGAACCGGCACCCGCAUCCAAAUCAGCAGAAGCCGGCCUGGCCUCAAGAUUGGCCACAAUGGCAGAAAGUGCUGAGGUUGAUCUUGACAAUUUGGCCGAGGCUGAUAUUUCGGAACUGAAGCUCGACGACAACCUCAUAAAUGACGAUGUUGACGACCUUGAUGAUGAGGAGGAAGAUCAAGGAGGACAGGAGAUUGAAGACGAAGAGCGCGACUUUUUCCAGCGGGAACUCGACGCUCUGGGCUGGGGUCUGGCAGGAGUCCGACUCGCCGAGGGCUCUGAGGAUGUGGCAUUUGGCGAGGAGGCAUCAACGGGCGCUAACGGUGCUGGAGGGUAUCCUCUUGUCAAUGGGGGAACUAACUUUUCCAUGGGCUCGGAGCAUGUGGGGACUGCCGGGAUGGGUACUGGCACACCAUCAACGCCCAUCGUACCACAAGCGCAGUCACAACCACAGUCACAGCCGGCUCCUCAAUGGGUCAUGGCGGAUGCUGCUUCUUUGGAAACCUGGCAGAAUAGCUAG
This is a messenger RNA of Exophiala dermatitidis NIH/UT8656, 3507 nucleotides long. RefSeq lists its product as uncharacterized. The record is from RefSeq and is a predicted model, not a curated record. Gene Ontology annotation, biological process: cytoskeleton organization. The coding region runs from base 1 to 3507 and encodes 1168 amino acids. The transcript has a single exon. Gene Ontology annotation, cellular component: cytosol. NCBI's taxonomy places the organism in Eukaryota, Fungi, Ascomycota, Eurotiomycetes, Chaetothyriales, Herpotrichiellaceae.